Malania oleifera is the source of this 1035-nucleotide messenger RNA. Its product is annotated as pathogenesis-related protein PR-4-like. The coding region runs from base 409 to 852 and encodes 147 amino acids. Lineage: Eukaryota; Viridiplantae; Streptophyta; Magnoliopsida; Santalales; Ximeniaceae. Gene Ontology annotation, biological process: defense response to fungus; defense response to bacterium. The transcript has 2 exons. Gene Ontology annotation, molecular function: RNA nuclease activity. The record is from RefSeq and is a predicted model, not a curated record.
AUCUCUCUUGCAUUCCCAGCUCGCAACUGGCUCCUUUUAGUUUUCCAAGUCUUCCAAUUACAGUUUACGCUGGCUCAAUGGUGGUCAGAACUGCGUGCGUCGCCACAUCUCACAAGCCCCCAAAUUUCUCUUGAUCCACAUUUCGAUAGCCAGAUUUUAAAAUUUCUCUUAUAUUCAUCUCUCUCUCCAUGAUGCCCAAUUGGACCUAAUCCGGUCCAUGUCAAUCCAUUUCCAUUAAUUUUAACUUGUUCCAAAGCUUCAUUGACCUUUAUCCACUAGCAUUUAUAUAUAUUCAUCAAAUAUCAGUUGUAGGUGAAUUUUUCAAGGGUAUUUUGGUAAUCUAAACUGGUCUCCUGCCCCUAUAAAUUGAACCCGGCCUUGCCCCCUCUUCCCUGCAAAAACUAAACAAUGGGGAGGUCAGCUGUAUCGUGUUGCAUGCUGGUGUUCUUAUUCGCCUGUGCGUUCUUUGGCGGUGCCACCGCCCAGAGCGCUUCCAACGUCCGAGCUACCUACCAUUUCUACAAUCCUGCGCAGAACCGCUGGGACCUCAACGCUGUCAGCGCCUACUGCGCCACGUGGGAUGCCAACAAGCCGCUUGCGUGGCGCCAGAAGUACGGCUGGACCGCCUUUUGCGGGCCCGUCGGCCCUCGUGGCCAAGCUUCCUGCGGAAAGUGCUUAAGGGUGACAAAUACCGAGACAGGAGCGCAAGCAACAGUGAGGAUUGUUGAUCAGUGCAGCAAUGGAGGGCUUGACUUGGAUGAGGGAGUGUUUCGAAAAAUAGACACCAAUGGAAAAGGAUAUGCCCAGGGCCAUCUCAUGGUGAACUACAACUUUGUGAACUGUGGUGAUUGAAGUAGUGUUGAUGCUUGUUCAUUGCCAUCGCAUAGUGGUUGAUAAAUAUUUUCAUGAGUCAUAAAUAACGAGCAAGACUAGAGACAAGAAGGUCGAUGUUUAUCAAUGUUGACUUUUGUAGACUUGUUAAAGAAAUAAUGAAUAAUAAUAAUAAUCAUAUAUAUGCAUUUUAAUCGAAGCUAA